AUGGGUUACAAAAGUGCACAAAAUUUAUCACACUUCUCUUCCUUGAUUUUCCUAGUUCUUAUGUUUGGUCUUGUGACUUCAGAUGUGAACCAAGACAAAGCAGAAUGCACAGACAAACUCAUAGGUUUGGCUAAUUGUCUUCCUUUUGUGAGUGGUCAAUCAAAGACACCAACUAUAGAUUGUUGCACUGGUGUUAAAGAUGUUGUUAAUAAGAGUAAGAGAUGUUUGUGUAUUCUUAUUAAGGAUCAUGAUGACCCUAAUCUUGGUUUUAGUAUUAAUGUCACACUUGCUCUUAAGUUACCUGCUGAUUGUAACUCACCUACUAAUAUAACUCAGUGUAUUGAUCUUUUGCAUUUGUCACCUAAAUCUCAUGAGGCUAAGAUAUUUGAGGACUUUGAGAAAACUUUGGAGAAAAAUAGUACUACCCCAGUUUCUCCAGCUAGUAAUGCCAAUGGAAAAGGAACAAAUACAGGAGUAGCUCAGGACAAGAGUGGUAGCAAACAGGGAAAGAUGCUUUAUGGAAUUUCACUAUUUGUUUUAGCUUCCUACUUCUUCAUAAUUUGA
Vicia faba (fava bean) is the source of this 564-nucleotide messenger RNA. NCBI's taxonomy places the organism in Eukaryota, Viridiplantae, Streptophyta, Magnoliopsida, Fabales, Fabaceae. The record is from the annotation of a GenBank genome assembly.